GGUUGUGCAAUGGCUAUGUUCCGGAGAAGAUAUAUGCGUGAGCCUUGUCUUUAUCCUAAACAACGCAUUGCCUUCUUAGAUCAAGAUCUGAUCACAACAUUGUGAAAUGACUAUAGACAGUUUGAUAUGGGGCCUAAGAAUUUCGUGUUUAGGGAUUCCUAUGUGAAACACGCUUAUGGUGAAUUUCCGGAGGAGUCAGCUAUGCACAAGAAAUGGUGGAUUGAUGUGGAUAACUUAUAUGCUUGUCUCUUUGUCAAUGAAAACCAUUGGGUGGCUUUGGAUAUUGACUUGCAGGGUAAUAAGAUUUACAUCUAUGAUAGCAUCCCAAGCAUGGUGAGUGACGAUCAAAUGGCUCUUGAAUGUUUGUCUUUAAGGCAAAUAAUCCCAGCGAUGUUAUGUGACAUGAUUCCUGAGACGAUCCGUAAGAAGAGUAAACAUAUGUUGGAAUUGAGAAGGGUGAAGAAGAAUGUCUCUCGGAAUGAAAAUCCAGGUGAUUGUGGUAUGUACGCUCUAAAGUAUAUUGAAUGUUUAGCUCUUGGGAAAGCAUUUGAUGGGCUUUGCGAUGAGAACAUGUUGGCUCUUCGGAUUAAGCUUGCAGCGGAGUUAUAUGACGAAGUUGGAGAACUAGCCAUACCACCGAACAUGUCUGAUUCAUAUUCUCGAGCUAAAGAUAUUAAAAUCCCUUCCCUCAUGGAUGAGUCCUUGUAG
Molecule: messenger RNA, 708 nt
Organism: Camelina sativa (false flax)
Lineage: Eukaryota; Viridiplantae; Streptophyta; Magnoliopsida; Brassicales; Brassicaceae
Source: RefSeq, a predicted model, not a curated record